AUCUUUUUGAAUAGCCUGCGGAAGACCUUCAAUUCCUAAAAGCCCUGAGCACGCUAAGAUAAGACUCCCGAUAUCUGGAAUAUUUUUUCCCCCAAACCUCGUGGUCUCUCUGACAAGAGCCAAUCGUGUUAUAUCCACCAAUCUCUUGAAACAUGGCUUUUCACGGAUCCAGAGGCGGCUCUCGAGGACGUGGCUCAAGUUCGGGGCGCUCUAGAGGUCGCGGAGGUGGAUUUAGAGGUGGCAGAGGUGGCAGAGGCAGACCCGUUUUCGACAGUGCUAGGAUCGCUGAGAAAGAGGCUAAGGAAGAUGAAGAUGCCAAAUUCGAAAGCUCGGAAGAGGAAGAACUUGCCAGCCAAGACGAAUCCAGCAGCGACGAAGAUGAAAUACAAUUGCCGACAGUUCGUCCUUAUGCGGCUUUGAUGCAAAGUCUGGCCGCCGAGUCACGCCAUCAACCUAAGAGAAGAAAGCUCGAGCAUGUUCAGGAAGCAGAAGAGCCCAUGCCCCAGGAAAACGAAGUGGAGCAGCCAGAAACUGAAGCUGGCGUCGUAGACGUCGAUCACGUUGAAGAGGUGGAAGAGGGGCCAGAAACUGCAACUGAUGGCCUGUUACAGGAUGAUGAAGAUCUAGAAGAUGCUUCGGAUCCUUUCGAGGCCCAUUUUGCCAACCCGGACGACAAUUUACUCUCCAAGAGAUUGAAGGCAUUGCAGGAAAAUCAAUGGAGUACGCAGAAAGUCAUGGUCCCAAAAUUUGGAAAAGCUGUGAUCAAUCUCCCUCAGUCCGAUGGCUCAAAGCCCACAACCGCUUUAACUUCAAUAUCUGGCCCAGAGGAAUUGAAAUUGAAGCAGAAGUUGAAAGGGGCGGUCACGAAGCAAAGGUCUUCUUUUGAUGCAUUGGAAAUGCACAUUGCCCCUUUGAUCUUCAACUAUCAGGAUGUCUUAUUUUGUGAACGACGCACUGCAAAUGCAGAAAGUCUACGGCGAUUGGCAUGCUUGCAUGCUGUCAAUCAUGUGUUUAAAACUCGAGAUCGUGUUAUCAAGAACAAUGCCCGUCUUGCAAAGGAAGAAAACAACGAUGACUUGGAACUACGAGAUCAAGGCUUCACUCGUCCGAAGGUCCUCAUGCUUCUGCCCACCCGCGAAUCUUGCGUUCGAAUGGUCAAUAUGAUCACGUCUCUAUGCGAGCCAGAGCAACAGGAGAACCGAAAACGAUUUGAGGAUUCGUAUGUAGAGAAGGAUGUGAACUUUUCAGCAGACAAACCGGAUGAUUUCAAGGAACUAUUUGGAGGGAAUGACGAUGAUAUGUUCCGGCUGGGCUUGAAGUUCACCAGGAAGACGAUCAAAUAUUUUUCUCAAUUCUAUAACUCGGACAUAAUAUUCGCCAGUCCACUAGGCCUUCGAAUGGCACUCGAAGGCCAGGGGGAUAAGAAAGGAGAUUACGAUUUCCUAAGUUCGAUCGAAGUGGUCAUCGUUGACCAGGUUGAUGCACUCACCAUGCAAAAAUGGGAACAUGUGGAGUAUAUCUUCGAACACCUCAAUUUACAACCAAAGGAGGCUCAUGGCUGCGACUUCAGCAGAGUACGGAACUGGUAUUUGGACAACAACGCCAAAUAUUUCCGCCAGGUCAUUGCUCUCUCUGCUUUUAACACCACUGAAAUCAACACACUAUUUUUCAACCAGUCCAGGAAUUGGGCGGGUAAAAUCAAAAUCAGCGCCAACUACUCGGGAGCAAUUCAGGGGUUAGGAUUGAAAGUCAAGCAAACCUUUUCUCGACUAGAAUCGCCCUCCUUUGACUCGGAUCCGGAUGCUCGAUUUACCUAUUUCACUACGACUAUUAUUCCUGCCUUAACCCGUCGUUCCAAAGAUAGCACUGGCACUAUCAUCUUCAUUCCGUCUUAUCUUGACUUUCCUCGCGUGAGAAACUAUUUCGCCACAUCUCCGACCACGAGCAACUUAUCCUUCGCCAGUAUUUCUGAAUACACAUCAGUACGGGAUGUUGCAAGAGCGCGUUCUCACUUCGUCAACGGACGACAUAGCAUUCUGUUGUAUACAGAGCGUGCCCAUCACUUCAGGCGAUACCGGCUCCAGGGCGUGAAAAAAAUAAUUAUGUAUGGAUUACCUGAUAACCCAACCUUUUAUAAGGAAAUUGUCGAAGGUUACUUGGGUAGAAGCGUGCAAGAAGGAAAGCUAGAGCCUGGUGAGGGAAGUGUAAGAGUGAUCUUCUCCAAAUGGGAUGUGCUGAAGCUUGAGAGAGUUGUUGGUACUGAAAGAGCAGGCAAGAUGAUCUGGGAGAAAGGCGAUACUUUUGAUUUUGUAUAGAAGCUCUAAUCCAGCCCCCAAGUCCCUAAUAAACCACAUUCAAUGCAAUUGUACACGCUCGUAUGGCUUCUAUAAAUACAGUGUCGCCUCCAAAUAAUUUUACACUUUCCCACCCCAUCUCUUUUCAGCGCUCACUGCAUUAUUUCUCUCUCCCACUUGCAAGUCAUUUAACUUUUCAACCAUCUUCUCCAACUCCGUCUGCCCAUCAGGUCUAAAUCGUGUGACUUUCUCGACGUUCCUCUUGGUCAUCUCGUUCA
Molecule: messenger RNA, 2572 nt
Organism: Amorphotheca resinae ATCC 22711
Lineage: Eukaryota; Fungi; Ascomycota; Leotiomycetes; Helotiales; Amorphothecaceae
Exons: 3
Coding region: 153-2315 (720 amino acids)
Biological process (GO): maturation of SSU-rRNA from tricistronic rRNA transcript (SSU-rRNA, 5.8S rRNA, LSU-rRNA)
Cellular component (GO): nucleolus; small-subunit processome
Molecular function (GO): U3 snoRNA binding; rRNA binding
Source: RefSeq, a predicted model, not a curated record